Panicum virgatum (switchgrass) is the source of this 741-nucleotide messenger RNA. RefSeq names its product receptor-like protein kinase HSL1. The transcript is spliced from 2 exons. Bases 1 to 741 code for a protein of 246 amino acids. Gene Ontology annotation, molecular function: protein binding. Lineage: Eukaryota; Viridiplantae; Streptophyta; Magnoliopsida; Poales; Poaceae. The record is from RefSeq and is a predicted model, not a curated record.
AUGCAUCAGGCCCCCCAGCCGGCGGUAGGUGAGGCGGCGCUGCUGCUCAAGAUCAAGAGCUCCUGGGGCGACCCGCCGGCGCUAGCGGGAUGGAACGCCUCCGCUGCCGGCGCGCACAGCGACUGGCCGCACGUGGGGUGCGACACGGCGGGGCGCGUCGCGAACCUCACCCUCGCCAGCGCCGGUAUCACGGGGCCGUUCCCGGACGCCAUCGGCGAUCUCUCGGGGCCAGGCAUCUCCGGCAUGUUCCCGACCGCGCUGUAUCGCUGCGCUUCGAUUGAGUACCUCAAUUUGAGACGGAACAACCUUACCGGCGAGCUGCCCUCGGAGAUGGGCCCAAGCCACCUAGGGGAGAGCCUAACCACUCUGAUCCUCGACGACAACCUGUUCACCGGUGCCAUCCCGCCAGAUCUCAGCUCACUCACGAGGCUCCAGACCUUGUCGCUGUCGAACAACCCGUUCGACGCAGGCGAGCUCCCGGCAUCGUUCAAGAACCUCAUUGGCCUAGUAUGCCUCUGGGCCGAUAACUGCAGCCUCGUCGGGGAGUUUCCGAGCUCAGUGCUAGAGAUGCCGGAGCUAAAGAUGCUGGCCCUAUCCAACAACGCGUUGACCGGAAGCAUACCUCCCAAGCUAUGGAGCCUCAACAAGCUGCUGAUACUAGAUUUGUUCCUCAACAACUUCACCGGCGACGUGGUGGUUGAUGGCAAUGGCAUGGCCGCAAAGAGCCUGAUAGUAAUCUAA